AUGCCGCCCAGAUCUUCUCUAACGUCUUCCUUUUCAAUCACCGACUCCAACAAUGAAGUCGUGUGUCCUCUGCGAAACCAGGAUGGAUCUAGCUGUAGGAAGAGAUGCAUCGGUGAAAAACGAUACCGUUCCAUGCAAGAGCACAUCCGCCGAGCACACCCUGAGCACUACAUUUCGAAGCUCCCAGCGACCGAGGAAAGCUUUCUGCUCAUGAUAAACACCCCUCCGUCUGAACGUCCACCGAUGCAGCAGCCAAACGCGACCUCUGUUCCCCAGGGUUCGUCCCUCUCAAUCCAGGGCUUCUCCUCAAAGAUUGACCAUCCUCAAGGCUUCAAUCACGACCGCCAUAUGUACGACAAUAGUAAUCCGGGGACGCCCCGGGUCUUGGAAGACCACACUGUCAGCUCCCUGCUUCCCACGGCCAGUGCUGCUGCUGCGCUAGCUCAGUUGCAUGGUCACAAAGUCGAACCCGAAUGGGAGUCUGAGAUGGGCUGGCACUCCGAUAGCGAAGGACGCCGGAUUCCCAGGACAUCAAUCGAGCUGCCGCCACUGCACUUGUCCAAUAACGACAUUACUAGCGAACCGUUCCCGGCCAUGAACUCGAGCAGGCCGCGGGACAUACUUCCGUCAAUCCUAACAAAUUCGCCUCCUGGUCGCUCUUCGACACUGCCGCCAAUCCAGCGACCCGUGGGGCCCGCGCGACCUAGGAAACAGUCCGUCACUAAGAGGGGCAGGGAAGCACACCAUAAGAAACAGAAAUCUCGUGGAUCGGCAGCAGACUGGCUUCGACGUAUCCAGAACGAUGAACGGCUUAGACCAGGUAAUAAUGACCGUAAGGCGUUAUCGGCUGAACCUUCUGCAGACUAUGGGAAAAGGUGGGAAGACCUCAUCGAUGCUGCCGAUCAGGCUGCAUCGGCCGCCGGCGACAUUGAUGAGGAUAGGACUCCCAUGCCUCAAUCACCAGUUUCCAUUCACAGGGCGUCGUUGCCUCCGUUUCAACACCACCACGGAUUCCAAGCAGCAGCUGGAGGAAACUAUCAAGCCUCACCUCUACAGCAAGCCCUGACCCCGCCAUCCUACAGCCAGGACACGAUUGACCCAUUUCCGUCGGUUGAAAGUGGUGAGAGCGGGGAGAACUUCCACAUCGAGUCGCGAGGCUUAUCAGAUUCCUCACCGAGCUAUUCGUCUCAAAAUACCCAAAUCUAUUGCGCAGCCUGCCAGAGCGUCUCACUGCUCAAGGACUCGUAUGCCUGCACAGAAUGCAUUUGCGGCCUGUGUCAAGCGUGUGUCGAUGUUCUUAUGGCAGAGCAGGGGGCCCGUCGCAAGUGCCCCCGUUGUGCCACGAUUGGCGGUCGGUUCAAGCCAUUCCAGCUUGACAUCCGGUGA
Molecule: messenger RNA, 1386 nt
Organism: Colletotrichum higginsianum IMI 349063
Lineage: Eukaryota; Fungi; Ascomycota; Sordariomycetes; Glomerellales; Glomerellaceae
Product: Transcription factor
Exons: 4
Coding region: 1-1386 (461 amino acids)
Source: RefSeq, a predicted model, not a curated record